CGCCCAGUGGAGGCCAGGCUGGAUUGUUUGGCAUGGCAACCCAUCAGGAAACUUUGAUUGAAUCACCACAGACUUUUACCUACUCCUUUUACCAGAUUUCCCAGGAUUUUGCUCCCUCAAAUGCGAUGACUCAGCAGCUACAGGAUGAAUUUGACAGUAGCGUGGAGAAUGCAGAAGCUUGGAUGAAGGCCAUCCAAGAGAGGCUGAGGAUCAAUGACAACACCAAAGGACCUCGAUCUGCCCUAGAAGCCAGACUGAGAGAGACUGAGAAAAUACGUGCACUGGAACCAGAAGGCAGCUUGAAAAUGGACUUGAUUCUUGUGAAGGCAGAUGCUGCUCUUCGCAGCAUCAGUGAGGAUAAGAAGCAUGAGGUACUCUCCAAACUAAAAGACAUUAAAGCCCUGUGGGAAGAGACAGCCAUAUACAUUACUCAUUGUCACAGCCGCAUUGAGUGGGUCUGGCUGCACUGGAGCGAGUACCUGAAAGCCCAAGACGAGUUUUAUACAUGGAUUCACAACAUGAGGGUGACCUUGGAGCCUGACAUUGAGUUGCAGCUUGGCUUAAAGGAGAAGCAGUGGCAGCUGAGCCACGCUCAGGUUUUGCAGAAUGAUGUCCUGAAUCAGUCAGUCCUGCUGGAAAGGCUGCUGGAGGAAGCCACUUCAUUGUUCAGCAGGAUAGGUGACCCCAGCGUUGAUGAGGAUGCUCAGAAGAAAAUGAGGGUGGAAUAUGAAGGAAUCAAACAAGAAGCUCAGAACAGAGUGAAACUUCUUGAAAUGAUAACCAAGGAACAUGAGCAGUACAACGCCAAUGUCAACCAGUUUCAGUCGUGGCUGAAUGGUGUCACAGAGAGAUUAAACUGCUGCAUUGGAGAAGCAACCAAGUCUUCAUCAGAGGACAAGCUAAAGACACUGAAGGAAAUUGCCAAAGACAUUAGGAGUGGUGGAAAGAAAUGGAAACACCUUGAAAAUCAGUGUGCAGAGGUGAUUCAGAAUACCUCUCCACUUGGAUCUGCAAGACUGAAGGAUGAGCUUGAAGAGCUAAGAAAAGCCUUGGAGAAGUUGAAACUGCUGAGUAGUGAGGAGGAGGAGAGAGUGCUCAAGAUCCAACAGUCUGAAAGUGCCUAUGAGUCCCAAGCCAGACAAUUAGAAGCAGACAUCCAGAAGCUGAGAAAAGAUCUGCAGAGACUAGAAAAUGACCUGGACCCUGGGGAAGGGGAAAAGACUGAAGAUGAAUUUGUAGCUCUAUGGAGAAAAUGCAAUGCAACAAGAGCAGCUCUGGCUGCAGAAGAGUCAAAGAUUGAGAGGCUGAAGGCUCAGCUUAAAGAACUGCUACGGUUUUCCCGAGAUGUGCAGCCACAUGCUGAGAGUGUUGUCUCUGCAAUACACCAGUAUCAAAGGGUUAGAGGCAAGACUUCUAAAAUGAGCACUGAUACAGAAACCCAACUGAGGAGACUCAUCCAAAAUCCCCUGCAAAGUUUUGAACAGUGGAAGCCAUCAGUCCAGAUGCUCCUGGAGACUCCAGAGCCAGAACUGGCUCACAUCGAGGCUGCUCUAGCUGAAAGCUCCCAGUUCAAGGAGAAGUUGAUGACAUUACAGCUAAAGAAAGAUUUGCUAAACAAUGUCCUUGGUGAGGAAAAAGCAUCGUCUUUCCUUCAAGAAGUAGCUGAAGCUUCAAAAGAGAGAGAAAUUCUACACAAAAGUCUGCUGCAAAGCAAGAGCAAACUCCAGAAUUUGAUAUUGCAACACAAGAACUUUGAUGCUGGUUUUGCACCAUUGCAGAAGAAAUUAUCUGCCAUCAAAGCCAAAUUAGAUCUGGAGAAGGAACCACGGUCUGACCUCUUGGGUAAAAAGACACAACUCCAGAGACUCCAGAUGAUCCAAGAUGACUUAGCCGAGCUUGCAGUUCACAUGGAGGAGGUAGAGAAGCUCGUUCAGUCAAAUACCACACACAGGCAUGAAAUGAACCAACUCUCAUCUGACUCUCAGGCCCUGAAGAGAUCACUAGAGACAAUGAUACAGCAGAGUGAAGACCACGUUCAGAAGCAUUGGGCAUAUAAUGACAAACUGUCUGACCUCCAGCAGUGGAUCUCAGUAACCAGGGAGAAGAUUGAGUCCUGCCAGGAUGCUGAGGAAGAGCAGAACACCGAGGGCAGGCUUGAAGACCUGGAGAGAUUGCUAGCUGAAUUUCCAGAUAAGGAGAUCCUGCUGCACCUUGUGGAAGCUCAUGGCCAGUUGCUCAUGGAGAAUUCUUCUCCAGAGGAGAUUGCCCAUAUCCAGGCAGAGCUGGAUCAGCUGAAGGAGUCAUGGAAAUCACUGAAGGAGAUGGCAACUGGUCUCCUCAAAAAGUGGCAGUUAGACAGACCAGUGGCUGACAAGAAGAAAAGAGCACUUGUGGACAGCAGAUGGAUAUCUAGACCUGCUUUCCACCUUUUUGAUGUCGAUCCCAACCAUAAGCAGGAGAAAAUGGGAAAAUGGCAAAGUACAAGCAGCCACUUAAAGCUCCUACAUGACUUUGAAGAGUGGCUACAAGGAGAAAACACCAAACUGACCAAAAUUCUUGCUGGGACUCCAUCUUCUGCAGAGGAAAUCAAGGCACACCAGCAUAAACUUGAGGAGCUGCAGUCUCGUGUGCCUCAUGGUCAGCAACUCUUUGAGGAGCUCCUUCAUCUUCACCCUGUCUUUGGAAAUUCUGAAGACCUGGAGGACCUGCGUUACCGAUGGAUGCUCUACAAAUCUAAGCUGAGAGAGUCCAUGAGUUCGCUGAGUGCUGGACCUUUGGAGGAACCAGACAGAUUCAGAAAGAAGCGCUCCGGAGGCGUGUGCUCGUACCUGCACCGCGUGUGUCGGGCGGCACUACCAUUGCAACUGCUGCUCCUGCUCCUCCUGCUCCUGGCCUUCCUCCUGCCCCUGGCAGAAGAGACCCACAGCUGCACACUGGCCAACAACUUCGCUCGCUCCUUCAAGCUCAUGCUGAGAUACGAGGGCCCACCUCCAACAUAACUUCUUGGUGUGGCGCGAGGUGACUGGCAGAACGCAGACUCUUUAUUUCUAGUUGCUUCUGUUGUAGAUUUUAGGGCUUCUAACAUGGCCAUCAUGUCAACUGGAUAGAUCACAUAAUUGCAACAUAAGAUUAAUCCAUUUUAAUCAGGUAUUUGAGCAAAAUUAAUAUUUUUACAAUUUUUUUUAUUAUUGUAUUUAUAAUAUGUAUAUAGAGAUCGUGUAUGUGUAUGUAUGUACAUAUAUAUAUAUAUAUAAAUGCAUAUCUGUGGUCAAACCAGCAACCACCAUCUACUCAUCCCCUGUUUAAGGAUAAUUCUGCAAUGUUUCUGCCAUCUUUCCACAAGCAAUACUGAAGGAUGGUGUUGUGGGAUUUUCUGGGUGAUUUUUAACAUCAGAUUCUUGUUUACAAAGACUGAAGUCAGAGCAAGUAUGAGAACAUUUGGCAUGCACCAGAGUGUAAACUGGAGAGCAGGCACAGUAGAAUCAUGUUUGAAUAGAGUGGUUGAUAUUCAGCCCAAGGAAGAUUUGGACUAUUCUCUUUGAAAGUUGAGCUGGUUUUACAGUAUCUGGAUACUGCAGGGAUUGCAGAAGCUAAUAGAAGUGUUUCUACUGACUUCAGUAGGAGUGGGGGUGGACCUCCUCUUGUUCUUAUUUUUUACCAGAUUUCUUUUCCAGCUACUGUAUUCUCCAGCCCACCUGAAUCAGGAGAGGUGGAAUACAGUGGGAAGAAAGCGAGGAAAAAAAAAAAAAAGAAUAUAUUUUUUUAGCAUCUCUCUAGCAGGAGAACUUUUAAAAUCAGGUCGUAAUUUUCUGAACAAAUUUGUGAGCACUGAACAAAACCUUGUAUCACCAAUCUUGUCUAUAAAAAAGAGUGGGUUUUUUGUUAGUUUUUUUGUGUUUGUGGGGUUUAGUGAUUUGGUUUUGUUGGGUUUUUUACUUUAUAAAGAGGCAUUUGGUAACAGAUUAUAAAGCCUGAACAGUGAGAUGCAGCCUGGCUCAGUGUCAGUAAAGCAAAAAUUGGAAGUACUUUAAUAAUACCACCCUGGAAACAAGAUUCCUACCUAGAAUUCUUUUGUGUUAAUGGUUUAUUGAAAUUGUGUAAACUGAUUAUAUCAAAGACAGUCAUGCAUAGAUUUCUAUGUAAUCUAAACUCUAAAAUUAUGGCAACUUGUCAUUUAUUUACCUAACCCUAUGCCUGACUAUCAAAUUUUUGAAUUUUAACGUUUUAACAUUGCCUUUUAAUGUAAAAGCAAUUCUCACUUCAGAGCGAUGAAGCCAUUCUUAGUGGUGUUUUAUCUAAUUGAUAAGACAUUCACUUCAGGAAGAGAAGGAAAGCCUGUGAUUUCUUUCAUGAAAGACCCAGGGGGAGAGGAGCUAUAAUUUGCUAGAGAAUGGGACAUAUUAAUUCCUUCUUUGCAACUUUGUGGUUCUUUCUGGUGGCAGAGGACAUACCUCCUCCUGCUCUCCUGAUUAGCUGUGCAAGUGUCAUGCACAUUCCUCUAAAAAAUUACUGCCAGCCCUGGGAGGAGAAACCCCUGUGGCUGUGCAGCAAGGAGUUAAUCAUCACACACAUCUCCAUGUCAUAUUAAAUCUUCCUUUAGAAAAGAAGUGUGGGGGAAGAGGGGCAGUAAUGAAACCUGCCCUGUGUGGUUGUGGAUGUCUGUAGGUGUGCACACACCUUUCUUUGACAUAGCUACAUUGCAGUUCUCUGUGUUUUGCUGAGCUGUUCCAGGUGAUGAAAGUAAAAUACCAGUGAGAAAGUAAAAGUAAUGAGGAAUAAUAAAGCUGCAAUUGGGAAUCAGGAGGGAGAUAGAAAAGUUUUUUCUAUGAAAGCACAAAAUCUCACAUCAGAUUUCUUUCUGCCGAGCCUUUCUGAUCUGGGUGAUUUGUGUGGGUUCACAAAUGCAUUUGACACCAUGGCAGUGUGUAACGGAGAAAAAAUUUCUGCACAGAGGAUCUUACAAGAACAACUGCAUCAUCACCUUGAUGUUUCAGUGCUCUGGCAGAUUUUU
Messenger RNA from Pseudopodoces humilis (Tibetan ground-tit), 5011 nucleotides. It is a transcript of the gene SYNE3, whose product is annotated as spectrin repeat containing nuclear envelope family member 3. Gene Ontology annotation, molecular function: actin filament binding. Lineage: Eukaryota; Metazoa; Chordata; Aves; Passeriformes; Paridae. The record is from RefSeq and is a predicted model, not a curated record. Gene Ontology annotation, cellular component: nuclear outer membrane; meiotic nuclear membrane microtubule tethering complex; cytoplasm. Gene Ontology annotation, biological process: nuclear migration.